Molecule: messenger RNA, 1485 nt
Organism: Prosopis cineraria
Lineage: Eukaryota; Viridiplantae; Streptophyta; Magnoliopsida; Fabales; Fabaceae
Product: V-type proton ATPase subunit d2
Exons: 10
Coding region: 131-1186 (351 amino acids)
Biological process (GO): vacuolar transport; proton transmembrane transport; vacuolar acidification
Cellular component (GO): vacuolar proton-transporting V-type ATPase complex; proton-transporting V-type ATPase, V0 domain
Molecular function (GO): proton-transporting ATPase activity, rotational mechanism
Source: RefSeq, a predicted model, not a curated record
CUUAAUAUUCACGAUCGAAUUGGGUUUUUAAAAAUCACGCUGUAUUCUUGAUCAUUUACCAGACGCCUGUUCUGUUCUAUAAUUCAUUCAGAUCUGAAUCCUGCGGCUCCUGGGAUCGUCUUCAGAAACGAUGUACGGCUUCGAAGCUCUUACGUUCAACAUCCAUGGCGGUUACCUGGAGGCAAUCGUGCGUGGACACCGUGGUGGGUUGCUCACUGCAGCCGAUUAUAACAAUUUGUGCCAAUGUGAAACCCUCGAUGACAUCAAGAUGCACCUUUCGGCCACUGAGUACGGGCCUUACCUUCAAAAUGAACCUUCUCCAUUGCACACAACAACAAUAGUGGAGAAAUGCACUCUUAAGCUUGUUGAUGACUAUAAGCACAUGUUAUGCCAAGCCACAGAGCCCUUGUCAACCUUUUUGGAGUAUAUCACAUAUGGCCACAUGAUUGAUAACGUUGUUCUUAUUGUUACUGGCACCUUGCAUGAGAGAGAUGUUCAAGAACUGUUAGAAAAAUGUCAUCCGCUGGGCAUGUUUGACAGCAUUGCUACUCUGGCAGUUGCUCAGAAUAUGCGGGAGCUCUACAGACUUGUACUUGUUGACACGCCUCUGGCACCAUACUUCUCAGAGUGCAUCACAUCAGAUGACUUGGAUGAUAUGAACAUUGAAAUAAUGAGGAACACUCUUUACAAGGCAUACCUUGAAGACUUUUACAGAUUUUGUCAGAAACUUGGUGGUGCCACUUCUGAGAUCAUGUCUGACCUUCUAGCUUUUGAGGCUGAUAGAAGAGCUGUAAAUAUUACCAUAAAUAGCAUUGGUACGGAGCUCACAAGAGAUGAUCGCAGAAAAUUGUACUCUAAUUUUGGUUUACUUUAUCCUUAUGGCCAUGAGGAGCUGGCUGUCUGCGAGGACAUUGAUCAGGUCCGUGGUGUUAUGGAAAAGUAUCCUCCAUAUCAGUCUAUUUUUGCUAAAUUAUCUUACGGAGAGAGCCAGAUGCUUGACAAGGCGUUCUAUGAGGAGGAAGUGAAGAGGCUUUGCUUAGCAUUCGAGCAACAGUUCCAUUAUGCUGUUUUCUUCGCGUAUAUGAGGUUAAGGGAGCAAGAGAUUCGGAACCUAAUGUGGAUUUCCGAAUGCGUGGCUCAGAAUCAAAAGUCUAGAGUUCAUGACAGUGUCGUCUUCAUAUUUUAGUUGGCAUUAUACCUCGCCAAAAAUUGUUACGUUUAUGCCUUCGGGACGAUGACGCUGUUCAGAACAGUGUUUGAAGUAAGCAUAAGUUGUUGCUCAUAAGAUGUACGAUCUGGAGUGAAGAUUCUUGUUGAAUUUCGUGAAAUAUGUUAUAGGUUUUGAAGAUGUUAAUGUCAUGUUUUCCAUUAUUGUUGUUGUGGUUCUUGCUAUAAUUUAGAUGCAGGUCGUCUUGUAUAUCACACCAACCUUGACAAAUAAGUUAAUGACCUUCGAAAUUUGAAUGAAUAACGUGCAUUCUUAUA